AUGGACGUUCCGGAAGAAGAUGACGUUCAGAUCUCCAAGCGUCAGGCCAUUCAGGCAAUCAUGAAAGAUACGUCAUUGUUACCUCAGGAGAAACAACAAAAGAUUCAAGAGUUCAUGGCAGGAGGAGCAAAGACAGAAGAAUCCGCAAAGGCGGCGGAAUGUAUACCAUUAUCUCGACAGGAUGAUUCCUCGUCGUCAAUGGAGACGAAACAAAUGAAAGUUGUAUCAACCAUGUCAGGGUCAAAUGUUUCAGAUUCAACACCUCAACCGCCAUACGCAGCACCACGGGCAACUUCUGAACAUGUCGGCUCGGAAGCUAGCGCCGGCGUACCACGCUCAAACUUGGCAUCAAUUAGUCCACCUAGAUCACCUAUGCAUCCUGGUGGUGAUGAGUGUCCAUCUCGACAGGAAUUGGUUAGAGAGAUCAUGAACAAUAUCUCCUUGACAACACAAGAGAAGCAACAAAAAGUCCGCGAUAUGAUGGCUAGUGCUAGUGCUGCAGCACCAUCUCACCCGUCAACAGCAAGAAUAUCCAGAAGAUCAAUGCAAAUGCCAUUUGCCCCAUUGAGUGCUGGAGCAGGUUCCGUUAGAAGAAGCUUCCAAGUCCCGUCAUCUCCACUUGUGGGAGCUUCUUCGGCAUCUGGAAGUGCUGCCGAUCCGGCGGCUCGCAAAAUGGCACGACAAUUAGCAGCUGCAUCAGCUCGACUGUCUCUUCAGGUUCCCAUGCAAAGUCCUACCCGAUCAAGAGAGGCCAGCCUUCCUCCAGCUCCUGCUCUUGAGGACGCCGAGAAUGAAGAUAAUAGUGAAGGACUCAAACCGAAAUCUCGUCAAGACUUGGUCAGAGCGAUAAUGCAAGAUUCCUCCUUGGCUGCUCAAGAAAAACAACAGAAAGUUCGGGAUAUCAUGUCAAGUGGGACACCAUCGACACCAACAGGUCCGUCCGCAAGAAGAUCGUUGAAUAUGCAAUCAGCUCCGAUGAGUGCACCUUCUGCGAGGCGAUCCCUGCAAGUGCCAUCUUCUCCAUUGGUCGGAGCUGCUGCCGUGUCAACGGGAGCAAUCGACCCAGCAGCUCGUAAAAUGGCAAGAGCGUCAGCUCGAGGAAGCAUUUCUUCACCCCUAGUGUCACCAGAAGGACGAAAGUCAGUUGGACACAGAUUGUCGCUUCAGGCUCCCAUGCAAGCGCUGCCUGGAGGAGGCGUUCGGAAAUCUCUUGAAUCAGUCCCUCAUGCGCCGCCUCUUGACAAUAGUGAAGAACGCGAACCAAAAUCUCGCCAAGACUUGGUCAGAGAGGUAAUGAAAGACUCUUCCUUGACUGCACAAGAAAAGCAGCAAAAGGUUCGGGAUAUCAUGUCAAGCGGGGCACCAUCAACACCAACAGGUCCGUCCACGAGAAGGUCAUUGAAAAUGGAGUCGGCUCCUACGAGUGCACCGUCUACGAGACGUUCCUUGCAUGUGCCAUCUUCUCCAUUGGUCGGAGCUGCUGCCGUAUCCACGGGAGCAAUCGACCCAGCAGCUCGCAAAAUGGCACGCGAGGCUUCUCGUUCUUCGCCCCUAUUGUCGCCAGGACGCAAGAAGUCGGUUCAGUCUUCCAUGCAAUCACCAGGCUCGGCGACAGCAAGAACGCCGCUUCAGGCUCCCAUGCAAUCGCCAGGUGCAGCUAGAAGAUCAUUGAUUCCUCCCGCUCCUCCAAUUAUGGAAGAGGAAGAUGGAGAAGAAGAUUCACCCAAAUUGUCUCGGCAGGACAUGGUCAAACAAAUAAUGUCAGACUCGUCCUUGUCAACCCAAGAGAAGCAAGCAAAGGUUCGAGAUGUCAUGUCGCAGAAACCAUCGGUCGAUGCCAAUUCAAAUGCAACGCUGCACAAUUCUAGAAGCUCACUGCAAAUUCCGCCAAUGUCUCCUCUGCAAGAAGACGUCCAGGCCAAGUUGGGCGAUGGAGAAGAUAUACAGGAUGGACUCAUUUCCGAUGAGGCAUCGUCUGGUUCUAAAAGGAAUUCGAAUGCCCAAGUUGGUGCCGCGUUGGUUGGCGCUGCUGCGGUGGGUGCUGCCUCGGCACCAUCGAUAGACCCCGCCACUCGAAAACUCCAACGAGAAUCCAGUCGAAACCAAACGUCGGGAUCUAAUCAAAGCCGUCGAAGCUUGAACGUUUCAGGACAUGGGUCCGUUGGUUCUUCGAAAAGCUUGCUUCGUAAUUCGAAUCAUGGCCAACGGGCACCAGCUCCGGACGCGAUGAGGCAAUCGAUGAUUCAAUCAGUGAGGCAAGACCGAGAGCUCACCGAAGAAGAGAAAGAGGAACAAAUUCAUGAGAUAGUUUCUGGAAAUGCUGGUAUGGGUGUCGUAUCAACCGAGUCAUAUCAGCUCUCAAGUCGUCAUCCAACCGCAAAUUCCGAACUUGAAGUCGACGAUGAGUCAGCAAAGCCAGAGAUGGACGAGAACGGGGAAGAACCGGAAGUUGUUAUUGAUGCUGAUGAAGGAGGAGGCGCGACAUCACAAGUUCCUGCCGAGGUUGCGGCAUUCGUGGCAAAUCAGGAUUUCGCCAGAAAUGCUGUCAUUCCUACCGAUGUAGUUACAACAGAUGACAUUGAGGAGGAGGAGGAUCUUCGGAAACGAAGGUUUUUGUGGGCUGGGUGCUGUUGCUUCUGCAUGUUGAUCAUCGCAAUCGUUGUGCCAUUAGUUGCUCUUGCACCCGAAAAAGAUUCUGCCAUCGUGUUGGAACAAGAGCCUAGUGCAGCACCGUCCCUGUUCCCAACACAGGCGCCAUCGGCCCCACCAACUCCCGGUGCAGUUUUGGAACUUCUUUUGGAGCUUGAAGCUCUCUAUCCGAGCUACGAUGACUAUUUGCAGGCAUUCAAUAGCAGCGAGACGAUUCAGUAUAAAGCACUCUAUUGGGCAACCAGCGAAGGGAAUCAAGGUGGCCUCUCAGGCUUCGAUCCUCGUAUGGUCAGUCGAUUUGCCCUUGCAACUUUCUACUUUGCUACAAACGGUGAUGGCUGGGUACGAUGCCAACGCGAUGGUACGAAUUGCGACCCCGGUGCAGAGUGGCUAUUAGCUGAUGACGAGUGCGGUUGGCUGGCAAUUGCCUGUGCUGACGGCACAACUGAUGUCACCCAGAUUUUUUUCCCCCCUACCGGACAAGCUGGUGAAAACAAUGUUGCAGGUACCUUACCUUUUGAAUUGUCGUUCUUGACAGAUUUGACAAGAAUCACCAUAUCACGGAACAAUAUCGGUGGUUCUAUCCCCGCGUGGACUGAUUUGACAAAGCUCGAAGCAGUCAUUUUGAGCGAGAAUCAACUUACGGGAGAAUUGCCGUCGUCCUUGAUCAACAAUAAUCAAAAUCUGCGCCAGAUUAGGCUCCAAGGCAAUCAGAUCUCGCAGUUACCGCAAGAUCCAAUUCGGUCUUCAGGCUUGACUCUACUGGAUCUUCAGAACAAUGCUUUGUCAGGCCCAAUACCUGAAGGGAUUCAAGGCUUGAGUGCUUUGCAAACACUUGACCUUCGAGGGAAUAGUUUGAAUAGCACGGUACCUGAAGGGCUAUUUCAAAUAGACUCUCUGAGGAAUCUCUAUUUGGCUGACAAUGCGCUCUCUGGUAAUAUCUCGGCAUCUUUCGAGUUGCUGACCAGUAUUCGGAGAAUGGAAUUGGCUGGCAACAACUUGACCGGUGAAAUUCCAGCCGGAUUAUGUGCAUUCAAGACAGACCCUGGUGAUCUAUCCUUUUUGACCGCUGAUUGCGACAAAGUAAUUUGCGCUUGUUGCGACAAUGAUUGUUCUGCAUAG
This is a messenger RNA of Cylindrotheca closterium, 3771 nucleotides long. The record is from the annotation of a GenBank genome assembly. Lineage: Eukaryota; Bacillariophyta; Bacillariophyceae; Bacillariales; Bacillariaceae.